GUUGUAAACUACAAACACUGGUUUAGUACCCUUGUGACUUAGGUAACCCCAAGGGAUUGAGCCGUUUCACUACGGGAAAGAUGAAAAACAUGAACCCACACAUGCACAAGGUUCACAACUUGCAGCAACCAUCAUCAUUCAUUAAUGCAUAUAGUAAAGCAGAGACAUUUGAGAAUCAUUAAGAAUGAAAUUGGAACAUAGGGGAAAAGAAAACCACUAUUAUUUGUGUCUACAGUUUAUUUGUAGUUCCAUGCUUUGUUGAUUACAUAUUACUUGGUGGCCUUAAAUUAACGACGUCUUUCAGGCCACAAGUGCUGGGUUGAAAGAACAGGAGGCUAUAAAUUUUCUGGAGAAGAAAAUGAAAAAUGAUCCUGCAUUCUCCUAUGAUGAAACAGUGCAGGUUUGUCUUCAUAUUCCAGGGGAGAAAUCCAUUAAGAGCUUCCUUGUGCUUGCUGUUUCUUGUAUUGUUUUCACAAAAAGGAAAAAAAGAAAUCUUUUUUUUUUUUUUUAAAAGUCUACGUCUCCUGUGAUACUGCCUUGUAUAGUAUGCUCCUGAUAUCGUUGCCUUUUCUUGUUCUCAGACUGCCAUAUCUGCUUUGCAAUCUGUUCUGCAAGAGGACUUUAAGGCCACUGAGAUUGAGGUAUGGAGUUCCUUUUUGAUAUAUUUGAACUGUCAAUGAUAAGUGCUUUGAGCAUUAGAAAGCAAUAGUUGAAGCAAAGACGAUGGCAUCUCUACUUGCUUUCCUAUGUGAACAUUGGGAGGUCAAAAUACACGUUGGCAUUAUCGGCUGGGUAAAACAAAAAUGCUAUGUUGCCUUGAUCCUGGCCAUUUAGGAUUGUACAAGCCAUGCAUGUUUCUCUCUGUGUUGGUUCUUUUUCUGGGACAUGUAUAUAUGAGAGUACGCAGACCAGAGCAUCAGAGUGGGAUUUGUAUUAAGAAGAAAGGUCUUGCUUAGUUAGCAGCUUCGUUAACCUUUGUGCUGAUCUAUAUUUUGCAUUGGCAGGUGGGAGUGGUGAGAGCGGACAAUCCAGUUUUCAGGGUUUUGUCUACUGAGGAAAUAGAUGAACACUUGACUGCCAUUAGUGAGCGCGAUUGAUCAAAUGUGGCUGGCUCGCACAUAGAAUCGCGUCGCUGCUGCCAACGAAACUGAUGUGUCAACUUUUGGAAGUCCGUACUCAACUAUAUAUGAAUCUGUGUUGUUUAGAACUGGCGGGAGGGAGAUUCACGAAGGAGACUUGACUCUGCUUGCUGUUUCUUUGAAUUGUGUUAUGUGAUAGUCCUUUGAAUUAUUCUUGAAACAGUUAAUCACCCUGUCCACCAAACUUUGCUUUUUAUCUUCCAAAUGCGUUCGUUCGAUAGAAUGGCUCGCGCUGCAAUAAUGUGCUUUAUUUCUAGCGAAGAAACUGUUCGGAGGAGAGAGCGUCAGAUUUUAGCAAUGUUGUCAAAAGCCAACCGGAGUAUAACACGAUAAUGUGAACAGCUCAGUUUUUAGCGGUCCAAUCGGCAUUAAACCAUUUAGAAACCGUUAGAAAACCAGAACCUAAUUAAACAAUCAGUAUAAAUAAUGGACACUUCUUAAUCAUGGUAAAUCAUUACUAAAUUAGUAAAUUACACUCUUAACAAUUCCAAAACAUGCGAACGGGGAGUCGAGAGCCGGGAGCGGCUACAGGGACUGGGGAUAGCGACAGGAAGUGCCCGGAUGGGAAGUGACGACGGAACGGAGGAGUUGCUACGGGAAGAGGGGACGGGGACGGAGACUGGCGAUGGCGAGCUGGGAGCUGCUACCCUGACUGGGGAUGGUGAGGAUGCCGAUGGGAAGACAGGACGGGAAGAGUUGACGGCGGCAGGGUCUGGCGUCGCUCUUCUCCAUCUGUUCACGAAGAGUCGAAGACGAAAACUGAAUUAGAGUUAGGGUUUCUUUCAUAGGCCCACGAUUCGGCCUUUCGUUUUCAAUUUUCAAUUUUUCAUUUUUUCGUUUUUCAAUUUAUUUUAUUAAACAGAACGACCGAAAGACGAAAACCGAGCAACCGAUUCGAGCGGCUUGAGCGGUUAACCGCAUCGGCCGCUCCAUAAAACUGUAGCGGCUAAAUGACUGGUCCGAGCCGGUUUUGCGGUCGGGUGGCGGCUUUAGCGAUCCGGCCUGCCGAUUCGGUCCGGUCUUAAUAACACUGGAUUUUAGCC
Messenger RNA from Linum trigynum, 2182 nucleotides. The record is from the annotation of a GenBank genome assembly. NCBI's taxonomy places the organism in Eukaryota, Viridiplantae, Streptophyta, Magnoliopsida, Malpighiales, Linaceae.